Marasmius oreades (fairy-ring Marasmius) is the source of this 2997-nucleotide messenger RNA. RefSeq lists its product as uncharacterized. Gene Ontology annotation, molecular function: dipeptidyl-peptidase activity; serine-type peptidase activity. Bases 121 to 2850 code for a protein of 909 amino acids. The transcript has 13 exons. Lineage: Eukaryota; Fungi; Basidiomycota; Agaricomycetes; Agaricales; Marasmiaceae. Gene Ontology annotation, biological process: proteolysis. The record is from RefSeq and is a predicted model, not a curated record.
CGCCUGUCGAAAAAAAGCUGUACAACCUGUCACUUCCUCUCACCGUCACACUCACCGUCUCCUUAAUCUCAUCGCUUCUUUCUCAAAAACCAGGGCUUGCUCUGGCCAUAGAACUUCACUAUGCGGCUAUCAGAAUACCACACUCUUUCACAACAAACAGAAACAGAAGACGACGUCGACUCAGACACCAUCGCACCUUCAGUGUUCUCUACAAAAUCUGGCAAAUCAAUAGUCAAACCGCCCACUUAUUAUGGAGAAGGCUCCUUUGAUGCUGCUUCCUCGGAUUCAAGUGCUGCGAGUGAAGAAGAGGAGGGGUUGUUGGCGAUGGAGAAACCCCCAAUGAGCCCUGGAUUGGCAGAGAGUGGUUUCGGAAAUGAGAAGAAGAAGAGGCCUUCAUCGCUUCGUUUUCUCAUAAUCACUAUCCUCGUUUUGCUCUUUCUCAGUGGCAUAAUCGGAUUAAUUGCGGCCAGGACGUAUGUCGGGACGGGCUACCGAAUACCUGGCACGAAGAAAGUUACGAUGGAUCAUAUAUUCAAUGGAACGUUCCGUGCGAUAGAAACCAGUGUUGAAUGGGUACCAGAAGCUGGUGACGGUGUCUUCUCGAUAAAUGACGGCGGUUUUAUCAAACUUGUAGACUUGAAAAGCAACCAAACGAGAGUAUUGGUGAACUUGCAGGACGUGAAGGACUCGAACGGUAACCAAAUCGCCAUUGCAGAUUGGAAGGUGUCACCAGAUAUGAAGGAUAUCCUUGUCAAGACCGACUAUGUCAAGCAAUGGCGGUGGUCGUCUUAUGGCAACUAUUACAUCCACAACAUCGAAGCUAAAAUUACGUUUCCUUUAAUACUGCCGACCCAUCCACCUAAAACGGCGUUUGCUACUUGGUCCCCAACGGGAGAUUCUGUCGCCUUCGUUCACGACAACGAUUUGUAUGUUCUCAUGCAGGCGGACGCCGCGACUGAACCGGUCCGCAUCACCAACACACCGGUUGAAGCGAAGUCGACAUAUUUCAACGGCGUUCCAGACUGGGUGUGCGAAGAAGAGAUCUUUUCCGCUCCAUCUGCCCUAUGGUUUUCCCCCACUUCCACCAAGCUUGCUUUCCUCAGCUUCAACGAGAGCGCUGUGGACGAAUACGUGUUUCCGAUAUACAACCCAACCGAAAAUUCGUACGUGGUCAACCCUUAUACGAAAGAGGUCCGAAUGAGGUAUCCCAAACCGGGUUAUGCUAAUCCGAUUGUGAACGUGUAUGUGGUUGAUCUGAAUGCUAUCCCGGGUGGGGGUGUUGAAGAGGCAACUGUGGAGUUGACUUGGGAAGGAAGAAAAGAGCAGGACAAUUCUGUUAUACAGGAGGUUGCUUGGGUUGGUGAUGACGAGUUGAUUGUCAAGGAGGUCAACAGAAACGCGGAUGAUGGUAGUGUGGUAUACUUCAAUAUCGCCACUGGGUCUAGGAAAGGAGAGGGUCAGGGUCUUGUGGUUCGGAAGUUGGGAAAGUAUGGAGAAGAGGGAGAUGAUGGUUGGAUUGAAAGUGCCCAAAACAUCUACCCGAUAUCUCUCGGAUACCUCGAUAUUGUUCCUACGCCUGAGGGCUACAACCACAUCGCGUUGUUCUCGCCUUCGAACAGCUCUGAACCCAGAUGGUUAACGAAGGGUGAAUGGGAGGUUACCAGUGGUAUUAAGGGUGUUGGUGCUGCCGACAUUUACUUCGAGGCCACGAAAGAGUCUUCCAUCGAACGACACCUGUACUCUGUACCACUCCCGACAUCUCGUUCCACUGAUAUUCAACCCACCGAACCUAAAUGGCUAUCCAAACCCUCGACGUUGAUCAACCCCAACGUACCUGUGGUCUCCCCCGAUCUCAACGCUGAGCUGAGCGGUGGAAAAGAAGAACAGGCAUAUUUCUCCACGGAUUUUUCACCUGAAGCUGGGUUCUACGUGUUAAGCUACGCGGGGCCUAACGUACCGUGGCAGAGGAUUGUGAAAACUGGGGAUGAAGCCUUUGACUUUGUGUUGUCUUCGAAUCAACACUUGGUGAAUGUGACCAACGAGUACGAGAUGCCGACGGUUAUCUACGAUACGAUCAAGAGUGAUGGUGUUGAAAUGAACGUGAAGGAAAUGCGUCCACCUCGCAUGGAUGACUCUGGUCGGACGAAGUACCCUGUACUUUUCCAUGUAUACGGAGGGCCUGGAAGUCAACAAGUCAAUGCUCGAUUCUCUAUGAACAGAGAUUGGCAUUACUACCUAACCUGUGGAUUGGGGUAUAUCGUCGUGGUUCUCGAUGGACGUGGAACUGGGUUUAAAGGAAGGAAAAUGAGAAAUUGGGUGAAAGGAAACUUGGGGUUCUUUGAGACGAAAGAUCAGAUUGAAGGUGGAAGGCUUUGGGCUUCCAAAACGUAUGUUGAUAACCGGAAGAUAGGAAUUUGGGGGUGGUCGUAUGGUGGAUUUAUGGCUUCGAAAGUUGCAGAAGCGGAUCAGGGAGUUCAUUCGUUGUCUAUGGCGGUUGCGCCUGUGACGAGUUGGAGGUUGUAUGACUCGAUAUACACUGAACGAUAUAUGAACCUGCCUGAUGUCAACCCGGGAGGGUACAUCAAUGCGUCGAUUUCGAAUGUGACUGGGUUCCAUAAUAUAGAUUAUUUAUUGGCUCAUGGGAGCGGGGAUGAUAACGUUCAUUAUGCCAAUUCGGCACAUCUGAUGGAUAUGUUGACCAGGGAGGAGGUGAGAGGGUGGAGGUUUAGGAUGUUUACGGAUAGUGACCAUAGUAUUCAGAAACGUGGUGCUUAUAGGGAACUGUAUGAGUUCCUUACGGAGUUUUUGGUGGAGAAGUGGGGGAAAGGUGGGAGGAGACGUGCAUGGUAGGAUGGACGAUGAUUCUCUGGUUUCUUGCUGUGGAAUAUUGUAUUAUUGUAUUUAGUUUAUCGUUAUGAGCGUGACAAGCACAUUCUUUUUCUGGAUCUGACAAUUUGCCUACAAAACUUCUCGUAUCCAACAUGUAGACCAAGGAAA